UCCUGGUUGAUCAGACAGACACUUUGAGGCAGUUCUCUGACAGUUUGAUGAUUUUCUGCAUCAGGAUCAAACUCAGAAUGAAUAUCCACCAGGUUCUGUUCUUCUGCUUCUUAUCAGAAGCAACGUUGGGGUUAAACACUCAAUUAAUCCGUACAGUAACUGAGGGUGAAAGUGUCACACAUGGAUGCUUUGCUACUGUCAAUGGAAGCAGAAAGUUCUUCUGUAAGGGUGAAUGUAAAAAAGAAGAAGACAUCCUGGUUGAAACAGCAGCGAACAGAGCUCAGAGUGGCAGAUACAGUAUUGAAUAUACAAAAGGAUCUGCAGUUGAAAUGUCUGUGAACAUCACACAGCUGAAGAAGUCGGACACAGGAUGGUACAUGUGUGGUUACGGCAGACCUUCGUCUCCAGAUUCAUCCUACUCAUUCUUGAUCUUUGUUAUAUAUGCCGUCUCUGAUGUCUCUCGUCCAGGUUACUUCUGGCCUCUGGUUGUGUGUGUUCCUGUGAUUGUUGUGCUGGUUGCUGUUGUUCUGCUGUUCGUCUACAAACUGAAGAUGAAGAAGACAUUUAGUUUGAACAUCAGAGAAACUUCUGACAGCAGAAACAAGGAGUUAUCUGUCCACUAUGAGAACCGUCCUACUGGCUCCAUGAGUGAAGACCACAUCUACUCUGCACUUAAAGAGACAGCAAACAUGUGAUGAUGUUUGGAUUUGGAUCUGGAUUCUGUACUGAGCAGGUUAACAUGUGCUGCAAGGUUCCAGUUUGUUCCACUUUAUUUCUUUAUUCUUUGUUUAAUCAGCAGAUAUUAACUAUAAACUUGCUAUUCUUCACUUCUAUGCUGAUGAUACACAUCUAUUAAUGUUUCUGAGAAUGA
Messenger RNA from Scomber japonicus (chub mackerel), 871 nucleotides. RefSeq lists its product as uncharacterized. The record is from RefSeq and is a predicted model, not a curated record. The coding region runs from base 48 to 695 and encodes 215 amino acids. Lineage: Eukaryota; Metazoa; Chordata; Actinopteri; Scombriformes; Scombridae. The transcript is spliced from 4 exons.